UAUACGUCAUAUUUCGCGGAAACCCAGCUGUCAAGGACAUGUGCUUUGUUGUUGUGGUGUUAGUGAUGCGGUUGCUAUUUUUAGUAGUGAACACAUCGUGGAUUGAGCAAUAUAAACCUGAACGUAGAAGCAGUGACGAUGUCGUCCCGAUCAAGUUCUCCAGAGAUCGAAGGAGCUGUUGGCGGGGAAGUUAUCGGUGGUGAUUGCAACCCAACUUCAAAAACAACCACGAUGAGCACUGAAGAUAUGGAUGCGGGAAUGCAGGCCUUUUUUGAAAACAGUCGGACAAAUUUGAUGUAUGAGCUGCAUCAGAUUCAACAUGGAGAGAAGCCUGUGACAGGACAAGCAAACAGAGAGCGUAUCAACCAGUUCUUGAGCAAGAGGUUUGAGGUGCAGGCUCAGAAUGAGGGGAAGGAGAAUGCCCCAGCGAAUGUGGAUGAUGUGGAAGAGCAUCGACCGGAGGCCAUUGUGGUGGAGGUGGAGGGACUGUACCAACAACAACCUGUGUCCUCUCUUCUACGCAGUAAUGUCUUCAGACAACAUCUCAACAACAUCAUCAGACGCAACAUGUCCUCCUUCAGCAUCACACCUCGUAACUCUGUCAGUCCACGCAGUUCUCACCAGGCGUCUCCUGUCCCCUCCCAGAAUUCCCCAUCACCUGACAGACAAAUGCAGAGCAGGACUGAUGAGAGGGCACGGGGCAGUAACUCUGCAGAUGGCUCACAUACCCAGGCCAGGCAUUCUCACCCAGCAUCUGAGGAUGUAACACCCACCUCUACCCCUGAGUCUAGAAAUACAUCACCUCCUCAGUCACGAUCACGGACUCCCCCAACCUCUAAUAGUGGAGAAAUGUACAACUUAAGCACUGAAGUUGCCGCUAACCCAGAAGUUAAUGUUGUACCACCAGCUCCUGACCUGGCAAGAAUGGUGCAUGUGGAGAGUGAAGAAGCUCUGCAGGUUCAGAGGGAAAAUCUAGUGGAAGAGAUCAGUGAGUUGUUGCACCAAAGACUUGUGUCCUCAUCACUGGAAGGAGAAUUCCGAGGCACGAUGGAAGUACACCUGGAGCAGAGGCUUGGACAAUCGGGCGCUGAUGGAAAUCGUGUCAGGAACUUUCUUCGCUCGCUCCCUGUAAACCCAUUUCAUCAAAGAAAUGAUUUCUCUCAUCUGGGUAUUCAAAUGGACAAUGACCUAUCAGAUAUUGACAACAUCUCAGUGACAAAUAUCAGCGCAGCUGCUGUGCCGUAUACACAGACUAACCUUCACCUUAGCCGUGAGCUGAAUGCCCUUAAAGCUCAGAUGGAAGAGAUGAAAACUAUGCUCAAGUUGAGUGUGGAGAUGCAGAUGGAUGUGCAGCGUGCGAUCAGACAGGAGGUGGCAGCAGCAGUGUCCCAGGCCUCAGGUGAUCAUGCAGAGAGCAGUCAGAUGUUAAAUCGGGCUCGCCCAGUGAGCGACUCUCACUGCCUCAUAUGUUUGGAUAGUCACGCAGAUUCAGUGUUGUAUCAGUGUGGCCACAUGUGCGUAUGCUAUGGCUGUGGGAAGCACCUGAUGAGACAGAGUGCCAAAUGUCCCGUCUGUCGGGCUCCCAUACGAGACAUCAUCAGGGCUUACAAGUGUAAUGUGGAAUAAGUGGUUAUCACAUCACGUACGACAUUGUUAUUCUGUAUAACUCCAUUCAUGCAUGGAAUAUUGUAAAUUUUUGUAAAGUGUUAUGCACAGUGAGGUUUUGUGUUUAGCAAGUUUAAGCCUUUGUGUGAUCAUCGGACUUUAUUCUGAUAUAAUUGUUAUUAGUGGACAAAUUCAAACAAAUAGUUAAUUGAGCUUAAGCUUGAUUAAAAUGAAAUUUAUUUUUCAUCUGUCAUGAGGUAUACAUUGAAAAUAUCCCUGACAGAUGUAUUAACCCAGUGGACGUUUGUGUGGUAGCUAAGCUGGACUUACUGCAUGUAUCUAAGACGUGUGUGGUAACUAAGCUGGACUUACUGCAUGUAUCUAAGACGUGUGUGGUAACUAAGCUGGACUUACUGCAUGUAUCUAAGACGUGUGUGGUAACUAAGCUGGACUUACUGCAUGUAUCUA
This is a messenger RNA of Liolophura sinensis, 2073 nucleotides long. RefSeq lists its product as uncharacterized. The transcript is spliced from 7 exons. Bases 139 to 1626 code for a protein of 495 amino acids. The record is from RefSeq and is a predicted model, not a curated record. Lineage: Eukaryota; Metazoa; Mollusca; Polyplacophora; Chitonida; Chitonidae.